Messenger RNA from Thyridium curvatum, 1065 nucleotides. RefSeq lists its product as uncharacterized. The record is from RefSeq and is a predicted model, not a curated record. The transcript has a single exon. Gene Ontology annotation, biological process: mRNA splicing, via spliceosome. NCBI's taxonomy places the organism in Eukaryota, Fungi, Ascomycota, Sordariomycetes, Thyridiales, Thyridiaceae. Gene Ontology annotation, cellular component: U2-type spliceosomal complex; RES complex. Gene Ontology annotation, molecular function: RNA binding; protein binding. The coding region runs from base 1 to 1065 and encodes 354 amino acids.
AUGCCCUCAGACCUCUCGGCCUACCUGGCUGCCAACUACCUCACAGCCGACCCCAAGCCCUCCAAGAAGCGCAAGCGCAAGCACGAUACCUCCUCCGCCUCUGGCCUCCUGAUAAACGACGAAGACGACAGCUGGGCGCGUCCAACCGGCCCCAAGGCUGGCGGCGACAAUGACGAGGGCUUCGACAUCCCCGUAACGGCGGGCACGUCCGCCGAGUUCCGCAAGGCCAAAAAGUCGAACUGGAAGACCCUGGGCGGCGGCUCGGCGGCAGCGACGAAAGACGACGAUGAAGCAGCAGCGGCCGACGCCAUCCUGGCGUCCGCCCAGGCCGAGGACGCCGCGCGCCGGGACGCCGAGGACGAGGCGCCCGUCGUGGACGACGCGGGAGGAGGCGCGGCGGUGGCCAAGAUGAGCGACGGCACGCACGCGGGCCUGCAGAGCGCGGCCGCCGUGUCGGCCCAGCUGAGGCGCCGCCAGCGCGAGGAGCGCGAGGCCUACGAGCGCGAGCGGCGGGAGCGCAAGGCGGCGGGGCUCCCCGACACAGAGGAGGAGGCCGUGUACCGCGACGCCACGGGCCGGCGGAUCGACGUGUCGAUGCGGCGCGAGGCGGCGCGCAGGGCGGCGCAGGAGGCCGAGGAGAAGGAGCGCGCCGCCAAGGAGGCCCUCCGGGGCGAGGUGCAGGUCGAGGAGGCGCGGCGGCGCCGCGAGCGCCUCGAGGACGCGGCGCUCAUGCCGCUGGCGCGCCGCGCCGACGACGAAGAGAUCAACCGCGAGAUGAAGGCGGCGGCGAGGUGGAACGACCCCAUGGCGCAGUUCCUGAGCGAGAAGAAGGACUCUGGCGGCGGUGGAGGGGCCGUGUCGGCCGGAGGGCGGCAGGGCGGUAAGAAGCUCAAGGGCAGGCCGGUGUAUAAGGGGCCCGCGCAGCCUAAUAGAUACGGGAUCAGGCCGGGAUACCGGUGGGACGGUGUUGAUCGCGGGAACGGGUUCGAAGCCGAGAGGUUCAAGGCAUUAAACAGGCGGGAGAGGAAUAAGGGACUGGACUACGCCUGGCAGAUGGAUGAGUAA